Molecule: messenger RNA, 714 nt
Organism: Cotesia congregata
Lineage: Eukaryota; Metazoa; Arthropoda; Insecta; Hymenoptera; Braconidae
Source: the annotation of a GenBank genome assembly
AUGAUAAAUUUAAGAAUGGAGACGGACAAGGGCGAAUCAGGUGAUAAGAAGAGCGAUAGCCUGACGAUGAUUAACUCCGUAAUGACUAUAAUUUCGCACGCACUGCUGAUAAUUCCUGUGGCUUAUAUUGUCAUAAGUUACUUUGUUCACUAUAACUUUUUUUCCUGGCACCCAAUUUGUAUGGCUCUAGGAGUGGGUUUGCUUCUAAUGGAAGGAAUCUUCGCAAUAUCCGGCGAGUCAAACUUAACCUCCCGCGUGAAGCGCACCCAGAGAGUGACAAUCCACUGGAUCCUAGUGACCUCGGGACUAACAUUGAUGUUCAUCGGCUUGAUAAUCGCGGUAGUAAACAAAAACCGUCUAAACAAGCCUCACUUCGCGACUACCCACGCGCAGUUGGGCCUCAGCGCUAUUGUAAUCUCCUGCGUGGUCGCCCUGGUCGGCACAGCGGCCUUAAACUCGCGCUGGCUGUACCCCCACGUUCGGCCAGUGGUCAUUAAAGUCGCCCAUGCGUUCGGCGGGAUUGCUAUGAGCGUCAUCUUCGUCGCGACUAUCAUCAACGGGACCUACAAGCACUCUUAUCCCGGAGGGUAUGUCGGGAGGGACAUUAUCUUCGCUUGCUACUUCUUUGGCAUGCUGUUGCUUCUUUUUAAGCCGAUUGUGGGAGCCAUUUCGAGGUCAAGAGUCAUUCUUAGACCUUCGCAACCUUCUUCGUGA